ACUUGUCAGCACUUGUCCAGCCCUGCUGGGAAGAAGGAGGAGAGGCAUUCCCUCUGCAGUGGAAAUCAACAAACAGGCUUCUGCUUUCUUCAACAGUCCCUUGUGCAAAGGGCUAGUGUGAGUCAGCACUCAGGCUCGAGUGACACCAGUCCUCAGGAAAGCCUGGGCGAGAGACCUGCAAAGCUGAGGUCCUCCUGGAGUGCUGCUUCCCUAAGAGCACUGUGUCUGAGAACCCUUGAUGUCUCUGUAGACCGGCACGACUAGCCCCACAACACAGCCCGUUCCUGCAGCUCCACAUACUGACCUACCGUGGCCCUACUCCUACAGAAUGGGUCUGCUCUGGUCCCUGGUACUCUGCGUCCUGGCCCAGGCCGCUUGCUGUAGGGCUGAAUCUCCACCCCAGCAGGCUCUCAGCUCCCUGCCUCUGCUUUCCCGGGGCUGCCAUGAUUCAGAUGUGCUGGCGGUCUCAGGCUUGGCCCUGCAGAGCAUCAACAGAGACCAGAAGGAUGGCUAUGUGCUAGAGCUCAACCGAGUGCAUGAUGUCUGGGAACACAGACAGGAUAGCCAGGGAUCUCUCUUCUACCUCACACUGGAUGUGCUAGAGACCAGCUGCCAUGUGCUCAGCAGGAAGGAGUGGAAGGACUGCAGCCCAAGGACGCUUCAUGAAUCGGUUUAUGGUCAAUGCAAAGCGAUGUUUUACUUUAACAAGCCAAAAAGAAUCCUCUAUUUGCCUGCUUAUAACUGUACUCUUCGCCCAGUUUCUAGAAGAGGGAUUCAUAAUAUGUGCCCUGACUGCCCAAGUCCCAGCUCCACUGACUUGUCAGAUCUUAGGGUUUUGGAAGCCGCUACUGAAUCUCUUGCAAAAUACAACAGUAAAAGCACCUUGAAGCAGUACUCUCUUGACAAAGUCACCAGGGCUUCUACCCAGUGGGUGGUUGGCCCUGCUUACUUUGUGGAAUAUUUAAUCAGAGAGUCACCAUGUACCAAAUCCCAGGCCAGCAGCUGCUCACUCAAGUCCUCUGACUCUAUGCCUGUUGGUCUUUGCCAAGGUUCUCUGACUCAAGCUCACACAGAAAAGUUUGUCUCUGUGACUUGUGACUUCUUCAAAUCACAGAUCCAGGCCCCUGGGGGUGAGAACUCUACUGUUAACCAAGGUUCUGGAAGCCUCCCCAGGGUGGAACAGCCCCUGCAGGAAAACACAACCUCUUCCAGCUCCCCCCAGGAAACUGUGCCAGUGGGAUCUGUCCAACACCUCCCUGAGCUGGAUGAUGAGAAACCCAACGGUUCCCAGGAAAAGGACCAUCAGGAGGCCUUUCCAGUGCAGCUGAAUCUAACCACCAAUGCCCAGGGAAACACCCUGCAUAGCCUGGGCUUCCAGCAAGAGAAGCUGGUUGUCCUGCCUUUCCCCAAAGAACAGCACUCUGCGGAGUGCCCAGGGCCUGCCCGGGUGACCAGCCAUCUUGUCCUCCCUCCUUGAGAAUCACAGACAACAUUCCAUGGGUGGUGUCCUGUAGAAGAUGAGGUGUGGUGCGGACAGGACAGCGAGACCUAGAGUGGCUAAUAAAGUGUGUCUAUUUGACUGUU
Messenger RNA from Heterocephalus glaber (naked mole-rat), 1584 nucleotides. It is a transcript of the gene Fetub, whose product is annotated as fetuin B. Gene Ontology annotation, cellular component: extracellular region. Gene Ontology annotation, biological process: binding of sperm to zona pellucida; negative regulation of endopeptidase activity. Gene Ontology annotation, molecular function: metalloendopeptidase inhibitor activity; cysteine-type endopeptidase inhibitor activity. Lineage: Eukaryota; Metazoa; Chordata; Mammalia; Rodentia; Bathyergidae. The record is from RefSeq and is a predicted model, not a curated record.